This is a messenger RNA of Lates calcarifer (barramundi perch), 2895 nucleotides long. It is a transcript of the gene atf5b, whose product is annotated as activating transcription factor 5b. NCBI's taxonomy places the organism in Eukaryota, Metazoa, Chordata, Actinopteri, Centropomidae. The transcript is spliced from 4 exons. Gene Ontology annotation, cellular component: nucleus. Gene Ontology annotation, molecular function: DNA-binding transcription activator activity, RNA polymerase II-specific; RNA polymerase II transcription regulatory region sequence-specific DNA binding. Gene Ontology annotation, biological process: regulation of transcription by RNA polymerase II. The record is from RefSeq and is a predicted model, not a curated record. Bases 307 to 1821 code for a protein of 504 amino acids.
GAUUAAUUUCAUCUCAUGUGAUCAGGUCCGGGCAUUAGGAGUUGCAGAAGUAGCGGAUUUAAAAACUUUCUGUCUGCUAGUCUUUUCGUCGAAAUAGCACUUCAAGAAGAGUCCCUGACUUCCAAAAGGGAAAACAUGGCUUUUUAAACUGUGACUGCCUUCCUCCUCACCAUAAAGCUUCGUGUGCUUUGCUUCUGCAACGCACUUUACAAGACUAUUCAGAAACUAUGGGGUCUUCAACUACUCUUUCAUCCACCCAGUGCACGGUUUGUGCUUGUGAACAAUUCGAUCGAAGCAGACGACACAAUGGCGGCAUCGAUCCUUCGCAAGAAAAUUCCUCCCAUUUCCACAGGCGAGCUUGGCGCUCCCCUUCUCCAACAGGCUAGCCACAACCAAUCACGGCCAAGGACGGGGGCGGAGCCAGUGGAGAGGCAGCACUUAAUUGGUGAUGGUCACUCAGAUUGGAUGACGGAAAAAGUUGAUUUGUCUUCAUUUGUGUCGACGACCGAGUCUUCUCCAAGCUCUUCCCUUCCACCCUCGCCAUUAGAACAAGAUGUCAAGGUGCCCUCGGAUCUGGAGGUCAUGACCUCUCUAUUGCAGGAGGAGCUGGCUCAGCUGGAGGACUACUUCCGCUCCGAGUCCACAUCCACGACAAGCAAGUUGGAGAAAUCCUCAAAAUGUGACAAGGGUGCUCAAGCCAUGGGCUCCCAGUCUUAUUAUCAGUUACCCUAUGGGUCCUAUGGGUCCAGCCAAUCAGAAACCAGCCCUGUGGUUGUUACCUUGGCAACAGGGGAAUUGGACCUGGCCAGCUUCUGUGGCGGUCCCAUCGGCAGAACCAAAAUUGCUCGACCUGCUCCGUACAACUACCAUCACCGCUACCACCACAACAACGGGCGAAGAAUAAUCAGUGAGACUGUGAAAGUCGGGGAGGAAGUUGGACUUGAUACGUGGGGCUCCAGGGGAAGUUACUCAGGAAGCACAGAGUUGUCUGUGAACCACUACUCCACACUGAAGACAGUAAGCAAGAACAGCCUCGGCAGCGUCAAGAAGGUGAGAGAAUGUGCUUUAUCGUUGAAGGAAGAGGAAAGUUAUUGUUUUUCAGAAGGAAUGUUUUGCAGUGAAGAGAUUGCUCGAGGUUUUUGUCUUGGUGGCUCAUACGAGAGCCACCACAAGCGAGAGGGACAGUUGAUGCACAAUGUUAAGGUCAAUGUAAGUUACGACGGCACAGGGCUCGAUGUGUUGCACUGCAGCAAAGAUGGAGGACUUUCUGGAAGUAUUCCCCAAGAGACAAUGGUGGCCGGUGACGGCUACUUCCAUCAGUCCAUGGCCAGCACAGAGCCUUACCAUAGCUUUAUAGGUGACUUAGAUCAGCCGUCACAAGCACAGGCUGUAGAGCCCCAACAUGGCCACUACCUCUAUCCAGAAUGCCUUGCAGACCAAAGCUAUGAAUGUCUGUCCAGAGGGGAGGGUGAGGGGCCACUGAUGGGUGCCCCCAUCCACCGCCCCACCCAGAGGCUAAAGGAUGAGCACUGCUCCAUUAAACCAUCUCUGGUGAUGGGCGCCGCUUCUCUGGAUGCUGGCAGUGGAGAGAGGAAGCAGAAGAAGAGAGACCAGAACAAAACUGCUGCUCAUAGGUACAGGCUGCGUAAGAGGGCGGAGCUAGACUCUCUGGAGGAGGAGCUGCAUGGCCUCGAGGGGCAGAACCGGGAGCUUCGUGACAAGGCGGAGUCAGUGGAGCGAGAAAUCCAGUAUGUCAAAGAUUUACUGAUCGAGGUCUACAAGGCUCGAAGUCAGCGGCUCAAACAGGAUGGCAGUGCCUAAAAUGCCCACGCUGACCUCACAUCCAAAUCUCCCAACCAGCAGCAAGAGAAAAAUCAAGUCAAGAGCACCAACUGGUUUUUGUCUCACAAAAAUGAAAUGGUAGUUGCAUGAUUUUCGUAGUUUUUUUCUAAAGAAAAUAUAAUUGUUCCAAGAGGAUGGCCAAACAAAAACACACCUUUCCUAAAAAAAGAAAAGGAGAAGUUUCCAGAUGGGUGACUAAACUAAUAAAAGCCUUAGUGAGGUGGCUUCUAGAGGAGAUGCUGAACUUGUCCGUGACCACUGUGAUCCGAACUGCACUCACAGCCUUGUGAUGACUGAGUUUGCGCUUGCAAUGAUUGAUCGUUUACAAAAUGCUCUUUGAAUUAGUAGUAGUGAUUGAAUUUGCUUGUGGUUUUUGUGACACACAUUGGCAGCAUCAAGGCAGAUCCAUACUAAAUAUAUAUUUUAUUUUAUAUUUUAUUUUUACUUAAUAAUGUUCAUUUAUCAUUUGCUUAAACAAUCAAGUGAAUAAAGGGAUUGCUGGAAAAAGUGUGUAACAUGCUCUACAAAUAUUCAUUAUCAGAAACAUUUAGAAAUUUGUAUUGCUAAAAUGUUGAGUAUUUACACUUCUUUACCCCACUGAAAUACCCAAUGCAUGUUUGAUUUUGGAAAAGCAUGUGCGAGUGUUCUUUGAAGGCAAUAUUCUGUUAACUGCAUGGCUUCAAAAUCUCCACCGUGUCAAUUUGACUGAGUUGACUUUACUCUUCUCAUCAGCUGACGACUUUUCUCUGAGUUUUUUCCCUGCCAGUGUGAUUCAUGCUCAGGUUUUGGUUUUCAGCUCUGAGAAACAGAAACAUUCACUGGCUUUUUUCCUUUCUCUUCUCUCUCGGCUGUAUUUUGCGAACAAACAAUCACCUGUUGACGCAACAAUAAAUUGUUGUUGGGUAAUGGUACGACGUCAUGGGAAUUUUGUUUUAAAUUGAUCAAUUUGAUGUAUCUGAAAUUCAGGUUCUUUUAAUAGUCAAUGUCAAUGUCAGGAAAUUAUACAUCAGGUAAAUUGCAGCCAAAUAAAAUUAAGUUAUGUAGUAUCAUUCA